Messenger RNA from Anisakis simplex (herring worm), 2010 nucleotides. Lineage: Eukaryota; Metazoa; Nematoda; Chromadorea; Rhabditida; Anisakidae. The record is from the annotation of a GenBank genome assembly.
AUGGCUAUCGAACAACACAAGAGGCGUGUCGUGUUACUGCGUCUGUGUUGUAAUCGUCUUCUGAAGGAAUACUUGCAAUUGGGCGGUAUCAAAGCAUCCCGGCACAGAGUAUUUAGUGGAUUGAGCAGCCGGGAUAAAGGCACACUUGCAUUGAAUCCUUCGUACGAUAAGGUCGUUGCUUCUGCGCUAAAGCCGCCUGAAACGGGCGUGCUCUUAUCCACCAUCAACUCACCACUGCUGCUCUUACGGAACGGUGUUGCCAGGCUCGGCGGUCAACAUCCUUCGUUCAGCGGACAGUCGGUUGAUCAAGGCAUAUCAAAAGGCUCGUUCUUUCACAGCUCUCACUUUCACAUUCGAACACAUCCAUCCCAACUACUCAUUCUAUUCAAUAUAACAGUUUGUGAUUCGGCCAUCGAUUCUGUCACCUUUAAUCAACAUCUUCUACCAUCAGCUUCUUCUCUACCGGAUCACGGUGUAAUUCCGGAUUACGGGAAAACAAUGGUGCAGUCCACCAAUAGCGAACAAGAUUUGCAGCAAUACAUCAUACACGCACAAACAGUAGAUAUGAAAAAAUUGAUUUAUUGUGGUGGUUCCCUGUUGGACGCAGUGCAAAAGGCACGUCUGUUCCAGGACUGUAAGCAUUUCGUGGAUAUGCCACUUAAGGUAUCCGAUCGUGUGUUGGCUGAUCCGAAUCGAUACUCAUUGAUUGCAUUGCCGAAACCGUUCGUUGUACCUGGUGGGCGUUUUCGUGAAAUGUAUUAUUGGGAUAGUUUCUUCACCAUUAAAGGAUUACUUGCAUCCGGAAUGCAUGAAACUGUUCGAGGGAUGAUCGAGAAUAUGGGCCAUUUGAUCGAUAAGUUUGGUUAUGUACCAAAUGGCAAUCGUGUGUACUAUUUGAACCGUUCACAACCACCACUACUCACGUGGUGUUUAGCCGCAUACUAUGAAGCGACUGGCGAUAAAGAGUUUUUAUUGACUGGGGCGCGAUGGUUUGAGAGAGAAAUUGAAUUCUUUCAGAACAGAAGAUCAGUUCAGUUGAAAGGCGUUGCUUUUCCUCUCUAUAGAUAUCAUGUGAUUGCUGAAGGUCCUCGACCAGAGAGUUAUCGCGAAGAUAUGGAGAGUGCCGAGCACAUUCAAGACCUAAUUGAAAAACAACGACUUUGGGGUGAUAUAGCGGCAGCAGCCGAAAGUGGACGUGAUUUCAGUUCGCGUUGGUUCUCAAAAGAUGGACCUGUAGCUGGGAAAAUGGGUUCAACAAGAACCAGUUCCAUAUUACCAGUGGAUUUGAAUGCGAUUAUUUGUGGUAAUUGGCGUUUAAUGGCAAAUCUCUAUGAGGCGAUGAAUGAUCUCGUUAGUGCUGAACAAUGUCGUCAAAAUUUCAACGCAAUGCGUCAAGCAAUUCAUCAAGUAUUCUGGGAUGAGGAGUGCGGUUGUUGGUUCGAUUAUGAUAUUGUUACUGGCAAACACGUCACAGAUUAUAUGGAUACGAAUUUCUUCCCACUGUUCACUGGUUGUACGCAUGACGGAUUCAAUCCCUCAAAAGUGGUAUCGUAUUUGAGCAGUUCGGGAGCGUUAAGCUAUCCAGGUGGAUUGCCAAGUUCGUUGAUCGCUUCGGGUCAACAAUGGGAUUUUCCGAAUGCAUGGGCACCAACAACAUGGGUGGUGAUUCAAGGACUGCGUGCUACUGGUCAGAAAGAGCUUGCAAGACAGAUUGCUGAGAAGUGGAUUCGAAAGAAUUAUAGCAUGUGGGUGAGCACCGGGGGCCGAAUGUUUGAGAAGUACAAUGUUGACUCAGUGUGUCCGAAUGGAGUGGCUGGAGGUGGUGAGUAUGAAGUUCAAGAGGGAUUUGGAUGGACGAAUGGUGUGAUACUUGACCUCUUAAUGACCUAUGGACCAGAAUUAACAACUACUCCGGAAGAGACGAAUGAUUCGGCGUAUGAAUCGGAGAGUGACGAUGCAGAAAGCAUCAGAAGUGGAUCACCGUUCUCGAUGGAAAAUUGUCCAGUGUAA